UAAACCGGAAUCAUGUCCGAGAUGAAUGGAGGAGGAAAAUGGCAGCAGACGAAUAAGCGCGUGGGUGCGGCUCGAUUCUCUUGAUCACGACAACUCACAACCUAGCUCACAACAGACAGCCCAACCCGAAUCCACGCCUUUCGUCCCACCGGGUACCUCUGCCGAGCCUGCUGCUGCUGUUGCUGCUGCUGCCCCUUCUGCUGACAUGACGACCAACACCGUGCCUUCAUCGAAUGCACAAGGCGAGGGCAAGACCGCCGCUGUUGCCGGGCCCAUCUUCUGGGGCUUGAUGCUCGUAUGGGCACUCGCCAUCAUCAUUCUCGGAGUAACCGGGGCAAGUGUAAGUGGAAUGCCAAGAUCCACGCCGUGGCGUGCAUCCACUGACCGCAUGGCAUAUGUGCGUAUUGUGGUUUGCAUCUAUCGGUUUGUGUUGUCAGGUGGGCCAGGACUGGUUGAUCGGGCCCAUCAAUUUCAUCUCCAUCAACGCUAUAAUCGCGGCGUACCUGUUUCUGCCGGCCUUCCGCAGGCACUUCAACACGCUGGACCUGCAGCUGCUCUCGUCCAUACACAUAUGGAGGUCAGCCCAGCCAAACUUAUACUACACGCACUUACACGUCAGGAAUGCAGGCACGGGACGGGCGCGCCUCUCUCUCUGUCUGUGUGUCUUCAGGAUCAUCCCAGGUGUCCUGUUUUUCUACUACGGCUUCGUCAAGGGCUCCCUGCCGCACUUCUUUACAUGGGCCGCAGGCACCGGCGACAUCCUGGUGUGUACACAUGUGCGUGUGUGUGCGAUGCAUGAAUCUGGCAUUGCUCUGCUGCUGUGCUUUCUUCAGGUCGGUGUGGUGGCGCUGCCGAUCGCCCUGAUGCCCCUGUCAUCGGCCGACCGCCUCACGGCCACCGAGCGCCGCCAGCGGCGUAGCUUCCUGCUGACCUUCACGGUGUUUGCGCUGUGCGACUGGGUGGUGGCUGUGGGCAGCGGCAUCGGCUCCAACAUCCUCACAGUGCCCAAGAUCGAGACCCUCACGACCUUCCCUCUGUUCUUCGUGCCGGCCUUCCAGGCGCCCUUCAAUGGCGCCAUCACCAUCCUCACUCUCAUCCGACUCAUCCGUGGUGUCGAGGAGGUGACCGUCAGCAAGAGAGCGGCCGAGGACAGAGAGAGGGAGGGGGAGACCAGGCCGGCUGCUGUCACGACGGCAUCGGUCGUCGGCAUAGUCUUCUUUACCUUCUGGUCGAUGUGGGCAAUGGCUGCCUGGGUGCUGGCGUCCACCGGCGUGACGGCGAUGCUCCACACGGGAGCGACGCCGGCUGUGGUGGCGAGCUUCUCUAUUGUCCAGACGCUCGUGUAUUUCUGUGGGUGGUUUGGCUUCCGUGAGUUCGUGCACUCGCUCAACCUGCAGGCCGUUGCUGCAUACAAUAUGUGGAGGUGGGAGAGCCGCACGGGCAAAUCGUUGACGAUGCCUCAUCCAUUUGGUAUGUCGGUGUGUGUUGGUCUUCAGGUUGCCAGCGGGGAUAAGUUUCCUGUAUUACGGCCUCGUGUCGUCCAAGUCGACACUGCCAGUCAUGUUUGGGUGGAACGCGGGCAUCGGCGACGUGGUGCACGGCCUCUGGGCAUUCGUCAUGGCCUUCAUACCGCACCCACAGGUAGGUAGAUCAACACACAGCAUAGCCAGACAACCACACACAUGCCGUGGAUUGGAUGUCUGCGCGCCUCCUUUGGUUUCUUCAGGACGUCGGUCUGGUGCUGUCGCCUCCGGGUGCAUCGUCGGCCGCUGGCAAGAAGGAUGGCUACGACACUCUGGCACUGUGGUGCCACCGUGCUCACGUCGCCUUCCACAUUGCGGGUUUAGCCGAGUUCGUGCUGCCGAUGAUGACAGGCAUGCUGAGCUGGCAGCUCGGCAACCCGCUGGCCAACCACCUGAUGCAUUUCCCAAUUGUUUUGAUCCCCUGGGUGGGCGUGGCCUCCACACUGCCGCAGCACGUAUAUGUGUUGCACCGGCUGCUGACCAAGACAUUCGCAGCGGAGGCGUAGACACGUGUGAGGGGGAAACAGGAAGGGCAGGCAAGGGAGGUAGGGGGUCGCUUGUACGUUGUGCAUAUGCGCCAGUGCAGGGCGUGGCGUGGGGCUACGGUAUCGGUGUGCAGAUACCUGUGGAAGCUUUUCGCGUGUGUUAAAAGUGCG
Molecule: messenger RNA, 2179 nt
Organism: Vitrella brassicaformis
Lineage: Eukaryota; Vitrellaceae
Source: the annotation of a GenBank genome assembly